This is a messenger RNA of Anguilla rostrata (American eel), 3382 nucleotides long. RefSeq names its product BTB/POZ domain-containing protein 6-B. The transcript has 4 exons. The record is from RefSeq and is a predicted model, not a curated record. Lineage: Eukaryota; Metazoa; Chordata; Actinopteri; Anguilliformes; Anguillidae. Gene Ontology annotation, molecular function: protein binding. Bases 1365 to 2969 code for a protein of 534 amino acids. Gene Ontology annotation, cellular component: cytosol. Gene Ontology annotation, biological process: neurogenesis.
CGGUAUAGUUGGCGGUUACUUCGACUGUACAGCGAGCCAGGAACUGGGAAGGCACCAGAGCUAUGUGAUGUGAUCUAUUCUAUAUGUUCGUCGUCUCAUGAGUAAGAUUUUGCGAUUUACAAAUAAUAAUGAAAAUCAUUCCGUCUAUAUUUCGAAAGCUUUGACAUAUUUAAAACAAUCUGGGUGGUGCCAAUUGCAGUCGUUGUUAACUGAAUACUUUCAUAGUUCAGGGUUUAUUAAUUAGUCGCAGUUUCAGUUCGCUGCAGAUGAUGUUUACCCCAUGAAUCCUAAUUAAAGAACGUCCGAUUCUCGAGCCAUUUUAGAGUCUGUAGCUUGGUAUGCAGUUUUAAGGUGUAUUCGGUUGCUUUCACGACACAGUGCAGUCCUGCAUGAAGUUAUGAGUCGCAUCGUUUUAUACCGAUGUUAGUUCUUUAACGGAGACUGGAACGAACUUUGUGAAUUAUCUGGUCUUUCUUCACAAUCAAAGCAACAUGCGUAGCAUACACAAGCUCUUUGCCAAGAGGAUAAUUACUCUGUUUCAGUUCGGGAUAUAGAAAAUGUAAUGGAUUUUAUUAUUAAUAUGGUUUAAACCAUGUUCCGAAUUAUUGUCUUUAUUUGUUGCUGCAGAAACAGUGGCGUGAUACGCCGUAAACUAUUGGCAAGGGGGUACGCUCCGCUCGGUCGUCUCUGCAGCGUAGAGCGAGAGAGGGGCUGAGCUGGGGGAGGUGCCUCAGGCUGCUGACGUUAAAGGAAUCGGCAAAGCUGAUUUGUUCACAGGGAGCAGGGCGUCCGCGAGAAUUGCCCAGAAAAUAAACUACACACACACAAGAAGAAAAGCUCAGACCCGUUAUAUUAUUAUUCAUAUCGUAUCUGCGCAGCAGCUACCGAGGAGCCCCGUCUCUCCCUUGGAUACGUACAGCUUUUGACAAACAUCUGCCACUCACUCGGGAAUCGCUGCUCCGAAAAAGGACUUAUUGCUCGUUCACCGCAUUUUUUGCCUUUCUUUUACAUUUUUGAGGGGAAAUAAAAAGUAACAUUUCCACCAGAUACAUCUCUGUUUUUACAAAAGAUGCGAUGAAAAAGAGGAAAAAGUAUUCGACGUGAAGUUGGAAUAAUUCCGCUGGACGGAAAUCUUAAUGUUGCUGUUUAAAUUCAUUCAGGGUUGGUAAAGAUCUCCAUACUGUGUAAUGAUACAUUUGUUUACCACGUACGCAAGAAGCUGUACAACUGGGGGCACUUGCGUUUUUACACAUCGAGUUGAAUUACCUACGGCGCACCUGGAUUUGUAAUCUCGAACGUCAUUUUAAAACUUACGUCAAACUCUAUUUUUAUUUAAGAUAUCUGACAGAUCGAUUUGUGUGCUGAUGCCAACAGCCCCAGACUGCCUUCAUGGCCGGAUCAUGAAGUGUUUGACUUUCUUCCUUUUACUUCCAGAAACCCUGAAAAAAUCUAAAAAAGGUGGGAAACAUCCCAGCAAGCUGCCGGUAUGCUAUGAAAUUGUAACUCUAUCCUUGAAGAAGAAGAUGGCUGCAGAAUUGUACCCUGCCAGCACAAACACCAACCUCCCCAAUAACGGCACUACAGUGACUGCUACUAGCAAGAAAAACAUUGUCCAAGUCACACAGACUACUACCGCCGCUACGACUACCACCAACCAGCAAAAUAUCAACAAUAACAACGUAGAAACUUCUAACUGGCAGUCGUCUCACCCGACGCUGCGCGAGAGGAAUGCCUUAAUGUUCAAUAACGAACUCAUGGCCGAUGUUCAUUUCAUCGUUGGUCCCCCGGGUGAAUCACAGAAAGUACCGGCGCACAAGUAUGUAUUGGCGGUGGGCAGUUCCGUUUUCUGUGCCAUGUUUUAUGGGGAUCUUGCGGAGGGGGAGUCUGAAAUUCAUAUCCCAGAUGUGGAACCUGCUGCUUUUCUUAUCCUGUUAAAGUAUAUGUACAGUGAUGAAAUUGACCUAGAGGCUGACACAGUGCUGGCCACUCUGUAUGCUGCAAAGAAGUAUAUCGUGCCUGCCCUGGCAAAGGCUUGCGUCAACUUCCUGGAGACGAGCCUCGAGGCGAAGAACGCAUGUGUGCUGCUGUCCCAGAGCCGGCUGUUUGAGGAGCCGGAGCUCACGCAGCGCUGCUGGGAGGUCAUAGACGCGCAGGCCGAGCUGGCGCUCAAGUCCGAGGGCUUCUGCGAGAUCGACCUGCAGACCCUGGAGAUCAUCCUGACGCGGGAGACCCUCAACACCAAGGAGGUGGUGGUCUUCGAGGCCAUUGUGAACUGGGCCGUAGCCGAGUGCAAGCGACAAGGGCUGGGGGUGACCACCCGCAACAAGAGGAACGUCCUGGGCAAGGCGCUGUACCUGGUCCGGAUACCCACCAUGACACUGGAGGAGUUCGCCGACGGGGCCGCCCAGUCGGACAUCCUGACGCUGGAGGAGACGCACGACAUCUUCCUGUGGUACACGGCGGCCAAUAAGCCGGAGCUGGGCUUCCCCCUGGCGCAGAGGAAGGGGCUGGCCCCGCAGCGCUGCCACCGCUUCCAGUCCUCGGCCUACCGCAGCAACCAGUGGCGGUACCGGGGCCGCUGCGACAGCAUCCAGUUUGCCGUGGACAAGCGGGUCUUCAUCGCGGGGCUGGGCCUGUACGGGUCCAGCGGCGGCAAGGCCGAGUACAGCGCCAAAAUCGAACUCAAGCGCCAGGGGGCGACCCUGGCGCAGAACUUGACUAAGUUCGUAUCGGACGGGUCCAGCAGCACCUUCUCGGUCUGGUUCGAGCACCCGGUCCAGGUGGAGCAGGACACGUUCUACACGGUCAGCGUGGUCCUGGACGGGAACGAGCUCAGCUACUUUGGGCAGGAGGGCAUGACGGAGGUGCAGUGUGGGAAGGUGACGUUUCAGUUCCAGUGCUCCUCGGACAGCACCAAUGGGACAGGGGUUCAGGGGGGACAGAUCCCGGAGCUGGUGUUCUAUGCAUGAGUCAUGCAAGCGUGUGCGUCCAUAUUUAACUGCAUUCCACCACUGCUAGAGAAGCACAUGGGGAGGAAGUCCAAACAGUUUUUGCCUUCUUAAUAAUGUAGCAGUAAGAAACUAUGUAACACUAAAAGCCUGUUAGUUUUUUUGACAGACUGUCAAGAUUUUAAGUGAAGGAAUGGCUCUUCAACUAUUUAUUUGAAAAAGAACUGAUAUUUGAUUCUAAUUAUUAAUGCUGCGGCAUGCAGUUAUGUGUAAAAAGUUGUGUUGCACUUCUAGUGGAUGACUCCCGUUAGUGCAUUGUGUUUUGUACAUAAAUUAAGGCUAAUUUGUUCACAGCUUGAAGCUGAUUGACAAAAGAAAUGUUCUGUAUUAGAGCUUAUGAACCUGCAAAUCAUAAAAGUUUUUAUGUGGCUAAA